AGCCCCGGAAGGCGCCGCCCACCCCCGGAAGGCGCGGGCACUGGGCUUCCAGAGGCGGCCCCAUUUCCCUGUAGGCGCUCUCCUCAACCUCCAGAGAUGCCAGGCACUUCCUCCCCCACUGUCGCUCCCGCUGGCCACGACAGCAGCAGCAUGGCCGGUGCUGAGUUGCGGGCAGCGCUGGAGCAGAGGCUCGACGCCCUCGCCAUCCGCACGGAGGUCGUGGAGCACCCGGAGGUGUUUACAGUUGAAGAAAUGAUGCCUCAUGUCCAACAUUUGAAAGGAGCACAUAGUAAGAACUUAUUUCUUAAAGACAAAAAGAAAAAAGGCUAUUGGCUGGUGACAGUUCUUCAUGAUAGACAAGUUAAUUUAAAUGAUCUUGCCAAGCAGUUAGGUGUCGGGAGUGGAAAUCUGCGGUUUGCUGAUGAAACAGCCAUGCUAGAGAAGCUGAAAGUUGGCUCAGGCUGUGCCACACCCUUGGCACUAUUCUGUGAUGAUGGAGAUGUGAAAUUUGUUCUGGAUUCUGCUUUUUUGGACGGUGGACAUGAAAGGGUAUACUUUCAUCCAAUGACCAAUGCUGCAACCAUGGGGUUGAGCCCUGAAGACUUUCUUACAUUUGUGAAGAAGACAGGACAUGAUCCCAUAAUACUGGAUUUUGAUAAAAACUAAUUGGGCUAAUGUUUAGAAUACAUUUACAUCUGAAAGCUGUUUUUCUUAUUUCUAAUUUGUAAAAAGCAUUAGAAGUUAAUAAGAAUAUUUAGCACCUUG
Eptesicus fuscus (big brown bat) is the source of this 765-nucleotide messenger RNA. RefSeq names its product prolyl-tRNA synthetase associated domain-containing protein 1. Gene Ontology annotation, molecular function: aminoacyl-tRNA deacylase activity. The coding region runs from base 97 to 666 and encodes 189 amino acids. The transcript has 2 exons. The record is from RefSeq and is a predicted model, not a curated record. Lineage: Eukaryota; Metazoa; Chordata; Mammalia; Chiroptera; Vespertilionidae.